Messenger RNA from Salvelinus fontinalis (brook trout), 1557 nucleotides. It is a transcript of the gene rprma, whose product is annotated as reprimo, TP53 dependent G2 arrest mediator candidate a. Bases 242 to 553 code for a protein of 103 amino acids. NCBI's taxonomy places the organism in Eukaryota, Metazoa, Chordata, Actinopteri, Salmoniformes, Salmonidae. The transcript is spliced from 2 exons. The record is from RefSeq and is a predicted model, not a curated record.
GGGUUGCUGUAAGUAACAUCAUAAAUGCACUGAGGCUGUGAAGAGGGAACUUGGAAACGUCAAGUAAUGCGACGCCAAAGCAGACUGAUAGACACCAGAACAAAUAUAGUCCUACCUGAUUUAAAGGUGUUUACUCACUAAGCAUCUUUUUCUGCAGUUGUGGGGAAUUUCUCUGGAUUUUUUUUAUCAAGUGCUCUUUUGGCUCUUUUUUGUUGUGCCAACUGAACAUUGAAAAGUGGAGAUGAAUUCUACCGCUUUCAAUCAAACGGACAGUGCAGGACUUUUCAACAAGACUGAAGAUAUAUUUUGUUGUAACUUUUCAUCGGUGGUGACUGAUAAUGGCUUCGUGGCGGCGACUCCGGAUGAGAGAAGUCUCUUUCUCAUGAGAGUUGUCCAGAUAGCAGUUAUGUGCGUGUUAUCGCUCACGGUGGUUUUCGGUAUAUUCUUUUUGGGCUGCAAUCUUCUCAUCAAGUCAGAGGGAAUGAUCAACUUUUUGGUGACGGACAGAAGACCAUCCAAAGAGGUAGAAGCAGUCAUUGUUGGUGCAUAUUAGUAGCCUAAAGGGCUCUUUGGGAGACUUUGUCAAAAUGACUUGUCCUACCACUGAUGCCCAGAUGAUGAAUCCACUUUUCACCAACAGCAGAGACAGAGAUACAUGAAUGUGAAAGCAUCUGUUGUUCUGCUCCUGGCUCACCUCAUCUGGGCAUCAGCACCACCCCCAGCUCCCCAGGGGGAACCAAACAGCACCUCCACAAAAUGAUUUGUCUUGUCAACCCAGACCAAGGAGGACGAAGCCACAGUACAAUCUGCUGCAUUCUGAUAGGCCACCUGUGUCCCUGUGCUCCAUGGACAGAGUUAAAACUAAAAAAACGACUACAGUUGUUUUACUUCCUCCAAAAUCAUGCUUCCUGCCUGCCUGGUGGUUGAGGACAAAUCAAUCUGGCGACCCAUCAGAGUUAACUGAAUUGCAUUUGACAUGGCCCAUUAUGAUGUGUUAUGAUUGAUGGACGGCAGCAUAGCCUACAGGGUGCGUCUCCGGCCAAAGUCCCCAGCCACUAUAUAUAUUAAUUACAAAUAGGACAUUUUGUUUGUUAAAUGGUCUUUAAAACUAAUAAUAUGUCAUUAAGCAUUUUAUGGGCAGUCAUUACAGAGAAAUUCAUGAUAUUGCCAUUUUCCCUAGAUAAAAUCCUCUAAGCACAAAAGUGUUAAAAGUAUCUCAUACAUAAGUGUCAAUUUGGUUGAAUGUGAGUAUGCAUUCAACACUAUACUCUGAGUAACUCAAUGAAGUUAACUCAAUGAAGUGUUACCCAUUAGUUGAAAUGGUCAGACAGUAGUCAUAUAGAGAUGGAUGAUUAGAUUACCCUGAAUAAAUUUGUGGUAGACUAUGAGUUGUGAAAACUGACCUAACCUAAACUAUGUUUAGCAUCAUCCAGUUAUUAAAGCGGAUUUAAGAUUGUAUCAUUUUUGUUACUUUCAUCGAAGCAUCUUCUCUCUUCCUGUAUUUAAUUGUAUUGUAUUCUAAUUAUUUAUUGCAUUAUUAAACAUUUAUUUCAUUUA